Molecule: messenger RNA, 1407 nt
Organism: Plasmopara halstedii
Lineage: Eukaryota; Oomycota; Peronosporomycetes; Peronosporales; Peronosporaceae
Product: Ankyrin
Exons: 1
Coding region: 1-1407 (468 amino acids)
Molecular function (GO): protein binding
Source: RefSeq, a predicted model, not a curated record
AUGGGUGGCUUCAUCUCGAAGAAUUCUGUAGUUCCGCAAGCCCCGCUCUCUCAUCCUGAGACGAAUGCAUCAGCGCAAAGUAGUAAGAACAAGCACAAGCUUAAUACAUUAGUACCAGAUCCUCAAGCUACCAAUUCUGAAAAUUCCACAACUUUGGAAAUAGAAGCUUCUUUCAGUCAUGCUGACCUCGGUGUGCAGUUUUUGAAAGCUGUGAAACGUGGUGAUGUUGCGAUCAUGGAAACUUUGCUGCUGCAAUACCAAGUACAAGAACCAUCGAGUACAGAAUUCUUUGAAAAUAAGAUUGAAGGAAAGGGUAUUGAAACGUUGGUAAAUAUCCGAGGGAUGUGGGAGAGCACACCACUGAUCUCGGCUGCACAGUAUGCACAUUGUGAAGCUGCUUUGUGGUUACUAAAUCAUGGUGCCAAUCCCCAUUCUAGUAAUGAAAAAAAUGUGACGGCUUUAUUGUUGGCUAGUCUAGAAGGGUUGACACCUCUUGUUGUAAAACUUGUUGAAAACAUUGAUUCGAAAUCUUCCACUCAAUCAAUUGAUCAACAGAUUGGAGCUGUAUACAAUGCAGUUUUUGAUGUCAAUUUGCGGUUGAGUCCGCUCCUUGCUGCAAGUAUGAAUGGCCAUGAAGACAUUGUUCGUCUUUUGCUUGACAAUGGUGCGGAUGUGAAUCAGCAAGUGGUUACUACAGCUACUCCAAGCAAUUGCUCACCAGACGGAUCGACAGCGCUACUAUUAGCUUCGCAAUAUGGACACACAAAUGUAGUGAAUCUCUUGUUACAACGAAAUGCAGAUUACACUUUGCUAGAUAGUGCGACAGGAAGUUCUGCAUUCUCCCUUGCAUGUGAAUAUGGUCAAGAGGAAUGUGCUAUGCUAUUGCUUCAAAUUAUGACGGGGAAAUCUAAAAGUCCGAAAACUAGUGACAUGGGAAUGGAGAGUUGGCAAGCUGGUAAUCAUCAGGGUUUUACACCGCUACAUUUUGCUGCGGCAAAUGGAUUGGUGGGUGUCUGUACAGCUAUUCUAUCAGCUUUAAAAGCGCAACAAAGCCUUGAAGAUGAAGUUUUGGCUCUUUCUUUUGUAAACGCUCGUGCAGGACCUCGACAAGAGAGUGCACUAUUACUUGCAGCUCGUAAACGACAGAAUGAAACAUCGCGUUUACUAUUGGAAGCCGGUGCAGAUGCAGAACUUGUGGAUCGAGAUGGAAAUACGGCGAUGCAGGUGUUUCUUCGCAACAAGCAAGACGCAUUGUUGCAGUUAUGUGGCGUUGAUAGUAGUAAAUCACUAAAUGAAGAUCAAAAUGCAAUGGCUUUACUCAAAUGUAAAGAAGAAGAGCUGCGGGGAGCUGAAACACAUGCUAACGAGGACAAUUACAUGAAUGCUAAGAUUUUGACCGAUGUCUAA